Orbilia oligospora ATCC 24927 is the source of this 2202-nucleotide messenger RNA. RefSeq lists its product as uncharacterized. The transcript has 3 exons. NCBI's taxonomy places the organism in Eukaryota, Fungi, Ascomycota, Orbiliomycetes, Orbiliales, Orbiliaceae. Gene Ontology annotation, biological process: DNA-templated transcription; regulation of DNA-templated transcription. The record is from RefSeq and is a predicted model, not a curated record. Gene Ontology annotation, cellular component: nucleus. Gene Ontology annotation, molecular function: DNA-binding transcription factor activity, RNA polymerase II-specific; zinc ion binding; DNA binding. Bases 1 to 2202 code for a protein of 733 amino acids.
AUGGCGGAUGCAGAAGCAUCAGCGAUGCUCCCGGACGGCGGAGAGGACCAAGGCUUGACCAAUUCACAACCCGUAGACCACGACAGCCCUCACUCGGACACUGGAGAUCGCGAAGCCGGUAUCACUUCGCCACAAGAUAAGAUUAGGAAGAAGCGAACGAGGCUGCGCCAGGCUUGCGAUGCUUGCCGGUUGAGAAAGGUUCGAUGCGACGAAGGGAAUCCUCCAUGCAAGCCUUGCCAGGCUCAGGGCCUGCUCUGCGCGUAUACUCGGCUUCGGAAGAAACCAGGACCUCCGGUCAGGCGAACGAAGGAUCUCCCGAGAGCGCACCCGGAACAAAAUGGAUUGGAAGCAUCGCCAAUGCAGAUUUCAGAUGUCACAAGUGCGCCUAUACAAGUUUCAACUCCUACAACCACUACUAGGCUGGUAUCGUUACCGCCGGGAUCCGAUCAGUCUGAAGGCGUUCACCGAGCUCACAGGACCCCAUCCAAUGCUACCGUCUUUUCGCCCUCGGUGGGGCAGUUUCCUGAUGCUGGAACUUCAAGUUCGAGUGGCUUUUUCAGUGCCCUGUCCCCAGUGGUUACAAGCUCUGGCUCCUUCCCAGCGUUACCGGCCUACCGCAUGGAUAUCACAACAGACUUUCUUCUUCCCAGAGACGUUCUGAGGCUAUUGCUCAAAGAUUUUUUCUAUUACAUUUACCCGCUCAAUCCGAUCGUUCAUGAGCCUUCUUUUACCUCGGAUUUCAAUGCAAGACGAGACAAAUCCGAUCCUAUGUUUUUAUCAUUGAUAUUUGCAAUGUGCACUGUCACAAUCAUAUCAUUUCCGAGGAAGCUCCAGUCAUACUGCCAAGGGCGGUAUUAUAAUACUGCUAUCCAAAUGGCGGAACGUGCACACCGACUCGCUUUACUUGCCCGACCUGUGGAUUACCUGGAAAGACUGGACGUGACCCUGCUUUCGUCUUUGUAUCUCUUAUCCUUGAGUGCCUGGUAUUCGAAUAACACAAACCGAGGCUCCUUCUACUUUGCGGAACUUUCGCUCGCGUUGACUAUCUUGGAACGGUCCUCCCCAUCUAGCCAGUUUAACAACCCGGAUUUCUCCCAUGGUUUCAUGUCAUCCAACAACUUGAUUACCAUGGAGCUAAGGAAACGUGUUUUCUGGAUCACAGUCGUUGGAGAGAUAUCCCGAUACUCCAUGGAAGGAAAAAUCAACUUGCCUUUGUUCCUCAAGUAUAGCUCCGCGGAUCUAGACCAGUUGUAUCUGGAUACCGUCCCGGCGGAGAUCGAUGAUGCAUUUAUAACACCAACUACCUUCAACUUCGGCGCUGCCCGGAUGGAGACUAAGAUAAGCCACUUGGUGGGCUUCAACGCUUGCUCCAAAAUACAUCUUAUCUACGCCAAAUACGUAGCAACAUGCCACAAUGAUGAAACCGGUGUCUGGAGAUCAGCAGACCCGGAGAUGAAGCGGAGAGUUCUAAAAACUUUCCUCAAAGAUAUGAAAACUGCUCUAGAUUGGCUCCCACCUGAUCUAAAGCUGGAUAUGAGAAUGGCGGAGGCAAAUGCUGGUACUGAUGCAGAUGGACUUCCGCUAGAAAUGGUCCCUUGGCCAGCGAAUGCAACUACGGAUGGUGACAUCUACGUCAGCAUGCAGGCAUUCUUAGGAAGGAAAACCCUAUACCAGGCGGCGGCUGAGCUUCCAGAUGGCAUCAACAUCCCUGACCCAGAUCGCCAUGAGAUUUCCUACGAAGUGCAAAAGGCAAAUCUCUACGUUACUCAAUUGUAUCUCUUCUCAAUAUUCCUAUCCGACUAUUCGCGUGUUUUAGCGGACCUAUCACCUGGAUCAGGUAAAAUUAAACUCGUUAAUCCUAACGAGGAAAUUGACGUCACUCACGAUACAGACUAUAUCUGUCGUGCAAUGCUCGUUGUCAUGAGAUGCAUUAAGUUCGAGCAUUUAGAGCCGAACGGCCAGAGUAUUAUUGCCAAAAUCAGAAUAAUUGCGGCAUCACUUCUUAACGAUAUUCGAAAUGACAUUAGCUACGGCCAACAACCUUCAACCCCAUCCUCGACGUCGUCAUUCGCAAACAAGGCCAGAACGGAAGCCUAUCUUGUGGCAUUCCUUGAAUUGUUAUCAAAACUUGCCGGCGAAAAUAAUGCUGAGGACCGGGGCUGGCUGCAAGGGCUUAGGAAUGAGGCUAAUGCCACCGCUUAA